Molecule: messenger RNA, 6318 nt
Organism: Bursaphelenchus okinawaensis
Lineage: Eukaryota; Metazoa; Nematoda; Chromadorea; Rhabditida; Aphelenchoididae
Source: the annotation of a GenBank genome assembly
AUGGACCGUGACGGGGAUUUAGAUCUCCGUCCACGACGACGACGCCAACGUGAUAUUCUAGGAGUGAACAAGUAAGACCUUUUUAUAAUAUUAUCCUAUAUUUAAGAUAUAUAGCAAUAUUACCUUAUGUUUCUGAAUAGACAAAAGUUCAUUUGCAAAUGACUUUACUCUAAACUAUUAUUUAGAUUCGACAGAGUCCCAAUCGAUGAACGUCUUCCACUGCCCUACGAAGUCAUUUUCAGACUACAGACAAGUCAAGAGGACAUUGAAGUUGCUCAACAUCAAUUUGAAGCGGUUAUGAGUGAAGUAAGUCGUAUUGUGUUAAGCGACGAGUGCCUUACAUUACCUUACAUCUUAAUAAAAUAUAACAAUAAUUAACAGAUCUCCUCAACAGUACGUUGUUUUAGCUACCCUUCGAACGGUACCAACUCGAAUCGAUCAUAAACCAAAACCUGGCCUCCUUCGAACGACCUUGGUUUUCCCAACGUGGCACAGCGUACCUACGUGGCAUACUAUCAGAACUACCUUGUCUGGCGGUAGCACUAAUCGACAGAUUCAUCAAACUCACUGGAAUCGGAUUGGAAAAUCAGAUUCGAUUGGAGAUUAUCAACCUAGAAGACUUGUUUAUGGUGCUCGAGAACCCAAGGUAAACCUAGUUUUUUUCUAUAUAAUUGGUUCUUUGAAUUCUUUUAAGUUGGUACAUAAACUUUAUUAAUUUGUUAUACCAAACUUUUAGAAUUGUGGACGAAUCAUUAGAAUGUUUAUCAUUUGGGAUUGGAAACAUGCCCAACUUGGGCACUUUCGUGGAGAGAAUGACAUACGAUUCGUUUGAGAACUCUUAUUCUAAUGCCAAGAUGAUCAACAACGAUCUCACGACAAUCAACAAUGUCGCAGGUAACGAUUUUCAUUUCAAACCCCUUCUUUUCAAAAACUAUCUUUGACAUAAAAAUAAGCUUUCUUAUUUCACAUAACACACCUAAACGUAAAUUACGUUAUAGGAAGCCACGUUCUAACGUGCUGGUGGGACACUAACUUCUUCAAGAAGCUUAUCCAUCUCAACUUUGCUGUUCCAAUCCAAACAAUCGACGAAUCUGGCCUAAAAUACGACGGUUACCGUCUCACACUUCCUUUUUCUUCAAUUCGAGAGAUAACCUUCUGUUCUGACUUCGACGAAGAGGGACAUCUUCUCCUCAUCAGAUACAAAGCUCCACCUCAACUAUGGAAAGCAAUGCCAAAGUGUCAACACAGCAAAAUCACAUUGAACUUGACAGACUGUAGAGAAUGGACGAGAGUCUUGGAAGUGGAAGACAACUCGACUGUGAAGUUGACAAAGACCCAGCUAGGGAAUUCGUGUAUUUUAGGUAUCAAAAUACCGAAAAAACCUCCAAUCCCAGCCGAUGCUGCUCCUUAUGAAAGACAAAUGAGUGAGACAAACGAACACCUCAUGAAUGUAAGUGAAUAUUAUAUAUAUAUGUCUUAUAAAAACAUAGCAAUAUCUUACACAACUCAAUAUCAUACUUUAGGACAUGAUUUACCGGAUAUACAACUUACUCGGCCGAAUCCAAUCGUUUGCCAAAGUCAAGAUUUACUUCGUUGGUGUCCAGAAAGUUGUCCUGUUGGAUGAACCGAAGAUCGUGCUGCCAAUCUACGACUCAUUCCGAGCAAAUUACGCUAUUCAUGUAAGUUUUGGUCCAGUUUAUGAUCUUCCCGUCGCUCAUUUCUGUGAAAAGACCGUGAAAAAUGGUAAAACCGAAAUGUGACGAAAUGUCACAAAACGAUCGCUUGGUCAAAACGAAAAUCAGUCGGCUUAUUUUGUAAAUUAGAGAUCAAAAUUAAUAUUUUAGGGACUGAUUGAACGAGGAUAUUCAGUGAUAGAUCAACUCUACACCUCCGAUUCUUCUUCUUCGUUUAUACCUCAAUUCUUUGAACAUGUAGCUGCUGCUCUCGAGGUAAUUUAACUUUUAUUUUUUUUAUUAAAGCAAUUGUUUUACUUGCAGGAGAAUCAAGAAGCUUGUGAAGAAAGCCUCGAAGAUCUUUUGGCAAUAUGUGACGAUCAACGGCUUGCUUCUUUACAUUUGUCCUUCUCAAAGCUAUAUCAACAAAAAGUAGCAUCCUCAAGUUCAGAUGAUUACUAUGUGUCUAGAAAGAUGGAUAUCCCGAAGAAUUGUGUUUUGGUCAGAAAGGUGAGUUUUGAGGAAGUGGUUUAUAUUAUAACUUUAGUUAUUUAUAAGUUUAACGUUUUUUAAUAUUUUAGGUAACAAUUUUGUUUUAGGUAAUUGUAACGCCGCUUCGACGGGUUUUCUUGCCACCGGAAGUCAUGAUGGCUAACCGUGUUGUGCGAAACUUUGGGGAAGAAGGUGCUAUGAGAUGUUCUUUUAGGGAUGACAAUGGGCAAAGACUGUCAUUAAGGAACUUCAUGAGGUUUGGCGACAAUUGCGUGACCGGACAUCCAAUUAUCGAGAAAUUGAUCAAGAAUACAUUGUUAAAGCCGUUUGAAAUUGGUGGAAGAACGUUUCGGUUUUUGGCUUGGUCAAACUCUCAGGUAGGAGGUAUUAUUCUCGCUGUUUUGAAAUGGUUUAAAAUGAAAGGUGACCGAUUUUAAAAAAUAUUUAAUAACAGAAACUUAAUCGAGGUGUUUUUGAAGUCAAUAAAACUAUUUGAUUUUAGAUGCGUGAUCACGGCUGCUACAUGUACGCUGACAUUUUCCAUGAGAAUGCUUUGACUGGAGCUACAGAAUUUAUUAGUGUAGACACAAUUAGGACGUGGAUGGGAGACUUUUCGAAGAUCAAAAGUGUGCCUAAGCUAAUGUCCAGAAUGGGUCAGUGUUUUACUCAAGCUCAGCCGACCAUUCAGCUGCGCAAGAGGUACUGGGAAGUUGUGAAUGACUACGAGAGUCGCUACGUCGAUCCUUUUAGCUACAAGAACUACGUUUUCUCUGAUGGUUGUGGGUUGAUCUCUUUGAAGUACGCCAAGAUUGUGGCCUCUAUUCUAGAAGUGUAUCCAGUUCCGUCUUGUUUUCAGGUAGGUUCAAACUAGCUUUAUUUAUUGAAUAACGUAAUUUUAAUUUUGGCUUAUGAAUUUUUUAAACUAUUACAAUUUAGGUACGAUUCAAAGGUUUUAAAGGGAUUUUGGUUUGCUGGCCGAACAGAUUAAAUGUUGAGAACGAAGCUGAAAUCGUGUUCCGUGAGAGUCAGAACAAGUUUGAAGAUGUGAAAGAGGAUGACAAGGCCACGUUGGAAGUAGUAAAGUACUCAAUGCCAUCUCCAGUUUGUCUCAACAGACCCUUGAUCAUGAUUUUGGAUCAAGUUCUUCAGAAACAGAACAUUAAGAGGCACAGAACUAUGAAGAGCAAGAUCAUUAAGAUUGUGGAGUCGGAAUUGGAUACACUUGGAGGUAAGAAAAAGUAAAACGUUAAAUAAUUAUUUUACAAUUCAAAAUAAUCAAAAACAUAGGACGUAGGAAGAUACAUAGGAAGAUACGACUUAAUUAAGCUUUUAUUAAUUUUGAAUAGUUUAUAUGUACUCGAGACGUUUUAGCCAUGUUGUAUUACGACACCAUUGCCUCAAGUCAGUUGACGAUGAGAACGGCGAGUAAAAUUGAUUUUGGAGCUCUACUGGAUUCUGGAGUUUGCUUGACAAACGAGCCGCUUUUCAGAAACAUGCUGAUCUCAAUCUACAAGUAUUGUAUCAUCCAGGACAUGCUCAAAGUAAGAAAUAUUUAAAAACAAUUUAGAUUUAUAUGUGUUUAUAAAACUUGUUUAUUUUUGUUUAUUUUCAGUUGAAAGUACCAGUGUCACCUUCAAUGGGCCGAACUAUGUACGGAGUUGUGGACGAACUGGGUUACCUGAAUCCUGGCCAAGUGUUCUUCCAGUACUCACCAAAUGUAACGUCAGCUUCCUUGACUUGUGUACCGUACGUUGGCGAAGUGCUGGUCACAAAGAACCCUUGCCACGUACCUGGGGAUGUUCGUAUGUUUGAAGCUGUUGACAUGAAGGAGUACCAUCACUUGAGAGAUGUCAUUGUAUUCCCUCGAAAUGGAGUCAGACCUCAUCCCGACGAGAUGGCUGGCAGUGAUCUUGAUGGAGAUGAGUAUGCUGUCUUCUUUGACCCAGACUUGUUCUUUGACUACAACGAAUCUCCAAUGCACUUUCCAAAGAAGACGGCUUUGGAAACUAUUAGUACUCCCACUGUAAGUUUUUAUAUUAGAGACAUAUAUAAUAACAUUUUUAUUAUAUUGUAAUUAAUCUACAGUUUGUGGCUGUGGUGACAUAAUGUUGACUUGGUUGUAGGCUGGUGACAUGGUCGACUUCUUUUUGAAAUAUUUGGAACAGGAUUCUAUCGGGCGUGUCUCGAAUGCUCAUUUGGUGGCGGCAGAUCAAUUGGGAAUAUUUCAGUAAGUUUAAAAUCGUUAAUAAGUAUUUUUACUGAGCUCAGUAAGUUUAUUGAGUUUUAAUUGGUUAUUUGUUUGUUUUCAGUCCAGUAUGUGAGCGUCUGGCUGCAAAAUGUUCGGAUGCUGUGGACUUUCCAAAGACAGGUGAGCCGGCUGAGCCACUUACUCAAGAAGAACGGUUUGAUGUGUUACCGGACUUUCUUGGAUGCAACAGUAGGAACGUGUAUCGUAGUAGGUGGUUAUUGGGAUCCUUGUACAGGUAAGUUAUCAUAUAUUGGAUUUUUAUGUUUUAUUUUAGUCAUUGAUGUUUUAUAUUAUAUGUGUAAAUAAUGCAUACGGAAAUUUUAUAUGGUCUACGUAAAAGGACUGUUUAUAGAAAGGUACAAGUACUGAAUGAGAUCUUGGACGCAAUUCAGCAAACAGAAGCUGAGAAGUUGUCAUUGGCUGAUGAUUAUCUGAUGGACGAGGAUUUGAGACAUACGGAGCCAGAACUGUUCCAAGAUGCCAUAUUUCACAGAAACGUGUAUUAUGCGAAGUUACAACAGAUUCUCGACGAGUACGGUAUUGAAAGUGAAGCCGAGAUGCUGAGUGGACAUGCCAUAUCAAUUAGAAGAGUCACAGAAAUGGAGAAACAGGACUAUUCUUUCUAUCACGCUGAUCGGCUGGUAAGGUUUAGUACAGUAUAGCUUGAAGAAUUGAAAUAUAUAUUGCUUGGAAGGUUUGAUAACAUACGUAUUAAGCUUUUUUUUUAAUUUUCAGGUGGAAAUGAGGGUAAAUCAGAUAACCGAGAACUUUCGCCACGAAUUCUUUGACCAGUUUGGCGGGGAGGAGAACUGUUUGGAGUUUGAGAUUGUCGGUUUAACUAGAUUUAUUGGACCAGCAAAAGCAUUGACUAAGGCCAAGUGUUGGUAUACUGUAUCUUAUGGUGCAGAAGCAAGUAACAUCAAGUUCAGAUCAUUCCCGUGGAUUGUGUGGGAUGUUGUUGUUCAUGCGCGCAAACAAGCGGUACGGUUUUUAACGUUUUUUAUGGAUAUUAUACUGAAAGUUUGCUGUAGAAUGUACUGAAAGAGUCAUGUUUUGUUGUAUCUUAGCAUGUAAUGUACGGUACUUUAGAGACUUGACGUUCUUGCCAGAACUGGAACUAUUGCACCGGUCUUCAACGUGGUAUUUCAAACUUUGACAGAGUUCAUUGUGAGUUACAGUAAGCGGUGCAAGGACGAUGUUCUGGCUUUUCAACAUGUUCUGAAUGGCAGUGCCAGCAAGCUACAGUGCUACGAGAUCUACGUGUCCGUUUACGGUGCUAAACUUGGUUUGUGCAUCUUUUUCUUGCACAACUGGCUGAACGUGGUAAUUACUUUUUAUUAUGGUGUUACAUAAUUGUAAAAUAUUUACUUUCAUUUACUUGUCUUUUUCAGAAUCUUAUUUACAAGAAGACUGGCUUCCAGCUGAAGCAUCUGAUUCUGAUGCUACUCAAGUUCGCUCUCGGAAUCCCGAUUGGAAACUUCACGAAUCGCAACAUUUAUUUGCAUCGGAAGAUCGAGACGAUGGAGGAAGCUCGUGCCUUGAGGCAGACUGACGAAGUCAUGAGGUUUGAGAACUGUGGUGGUCUGGUGUUGGAGUUUGUUCGAUUCCUUGGAAGCACGAGUGUCUCUUUGGCCGAGACCCUCGACUUCUCUUCUGAUGAAGGUCUGACCAACUUGACCGAAAAAGGCGACCGUGAACCUUGUACGUUGAAUAACGCUAAGGAUUGGAAAAGCCUCAGCGAGGUGAGCUUUUAAAUGUUUUUGCGAAUUAUAUUGAAAAUUAUUUUAAAAAGUGAAGUUAACAAAGAUAUUGUUUUAGCUGGCCUACCGGACUUUCCACUUCGUCUCGCUGACACGAAAUUUUGAAAUUUUUGGGAAACCAGCCAAGGAACUUCUGAAGUCCUGA